This is a messenger RNA of Culicoides brevitarsis, 1708 nucleotides long. RefSeq names its product lysosomal proton-coupled steroid conjugate and bile acid symporter SLC46A3-like. Gene Ontology annotation, cellular component: membrane. Gene Ontology annotation, molecular function: transmembrane transporter activity. The record is from RefSeq and is a predicted model, not a curated record. The coding region runs from base 12 to 1643 and encodes 543 amino acids. Gene Ontology annotation, biological process: transmembrane transport. Lineage: Eukaryota; Metazoa; Arthropoda; Insecta; Diptera; Ceratopogonidae. The transcript is spliced from 5 exons.
AAAAAAAAAUUAUGUUUUCGAACUCUUUCAACUAUCAGAGAAAGGAUUUACUUGCAAAAUUAUGGAGAAUUCGGGGACAUUUGAAGAUUGAGUUUAUCACAAUUUUCUUUCUGUGUCCUGCGUACUUUGGCGUGAUCGCGUAUUCGACGUUCGAGUUGCAAAAGGCAUGUCACGUUAAUUUAAAAAUCGACGCUGAAACGUGCGAUCAGCUGAAUAACGUGCGCUACAAAGAGAUUUGUACUCUCAUCCAUAAUUAUGACGAUGUUCCAGCAGCGAAUGCGAGUAUCGGAGACAUUUUUCACUUUGUAACGAUCGUAGAAGGACGAAAUGACGUCGAAAUUGACGAACUUUCGAAAAUUUUAAAGGUUUGCGAUGCCGAGAGGGACAGCCAGAAGCUAAUUUCGAAAACUUAUUCGAUCAGAGCUCCGAUCGCGACGAGCCUAACUUUGCUAAUUGUGAUUUUCGCGGGUUCCUGGAGCGAUAAACACGACAUCCGCAAGGUUUUUAUCCUUUUUUCGUUCAUUGGAGAAAUUAUCGGGACGAUUAUUUAUAUUUUGUCGGCGGUAUUUUACGAUGAAAUGCCCAUAGAUCUCACAAUUUACGUUUCGAGCAUUUGUAUGUCGCUUUUUGGAGGGAAAUCGUUGUACGGGGUCGGUAUUGAUAGUUAUUUGGCGAUUACAACGACGGAGGAUUACCGAACGUUUAGAAUUGGGUUCUUCAGUAUGUUCCGAACGGCCUUGGGGAUAUUUGCUUCGCCACUUGGAGGGAUUUUCUUUGAUAUUUUGAGCUAUAAACAAUUAUUUACCGUCAAUUUAUUCACUCAGAUCAUCGGAAUUGUCACAGUUAUCCUUUGGUUGCCCGAUGUCAAGGCGAAAAAUGCUCCAAGUCAGUCGAAUGUGAAUGGAAAUGUCGAUGCCAAGACCAAAAACGAGCCAUCAGUUGAUCUUCCAGUCAUGGAAAUGCAGAAAAAACGCAAUUUUUGUGCGGAUUUCUUUGAUCCGAGUCACAUCAAAGACUCGAUUACCGUUCUAAAAGUCCCUCGUCCCAGCAAUAAACGUAAAAUCCUGCUUUUUGUCGUCUUACUGAACGCCGUCAUUUGUGCCACAUUCGGUGAAGACGAACUUUACAUCCUCUACUGCCGCAAAGCGCUCAACUGGACAACGGAAUUUAGUAUUUUUGUCUCAUAUUACACCGUAAUUGGCAUCCUAGGCACAGGAAUUGCUACUCUCGUCUUUUCCAAAUGUCUAAGAAUGUCGGAUCCAGUCAUGGCGAUGAUUUCUAUCGCAGGAUCCAUUGCAGCAAAUCCUAUUUUGGCGUUCGCACAUUCAACGUUCAUGGCAUAUGUUGGAGUAACUGUUGACUUCUUUUAUUACGUGAGGUACUUUAUUAUCAAAAGUAUGAUUUCGAAAUUGGUCGAUGGCAAUGAAAUUGGAAGAGUUUUCUCACUUUUGGGUAUAACGGAAAACUUGGAUUCGAUCAUUUUUGUGCCAAUUUAUGCGGUUAUCUAUUAUCACACGUUAGAUAUUCUGCCAGGAGCCUUUUUCCUCUUCAGUAAUAUAUUUUUACUGAUUGCUUUUGGGAUUUUGAUAUAUUUAAGGUAUUUGUACAGAAAAUCAGACUCCAAGCCGACUGAAGAGAGUUAAAAUUGAAUAAAACUUACAAAAAAAAAAACAUUAAGAUCUUUAUUCAAAAAUUUAAUUUUUCUCUU